AUGGGCUGCAUAUUUUUUCUGCUGCUACUAUGUUUGGCUGUAAGUGGAGUUUAUUCUGCCCAAAAUAACGCUCUGCAGGCAGACCGAGAGGCUGAUCCAUCCCGGGAUAAGACGCUGAUUACAGGGGUGACAGGGCGUCGUAACCCGGGAAGGGAUGCUCCUACCCAGGCUCCAGUGGAGGACCACCGGCGGGGAGAGGAGCUUCACACCACAAGGAGAGACCCUCAUGUCGGGGUCGGAGAGGAGCAAUUUAUGCCGGUGAGAGAUGAUCAGCCCACCGCCGAGCCUCUAGAGGAUGAGCUAGACAACCAGGAGAACAUUAUGACCCAGUUGCUGGGGGACUAUGACAAGGUGAAGACCAUAUCAUCAGGGUCUGACUGUGUGUGUCGGUGUAUUGUUCAACCAAUCAAGCGCUCCGACUGCAGCCAUAUCCAUGAUAACGAACCAGGGCGGGCUACCUACAUUGUGGAGACGGUCACCAAGGGAACAGACUGCAAGAAGUGUGUGUGUCUGGCCCCGCCCUCUGCCGUUAACCCCUGUGAGGCAGAAUAUAGGUUUAAAAAACUACAGGAGGCAAGCAGAGAUGACAUUAAGCUCUCCACCAUCUUUGAUCUAUUAGAAGGCUCUCUGUAUGGCAUGGACUUGUUAAAGCUACACUCUGUUACCACCAAGCUGCUGACUAAGGUGGACAACCUGGAGAAGGCUUUCUCCCACAAUUUUACUGCGAAAAUGAGAGAGAAGGAAAGAGUGAAGGAGAGAGCAAAAGAAAAGGAGAAAGAGAAAGAAAAGAGGGCCCAGCAGAAAAAGAAGAAGGUCAGUGAUGUUGAAUGUCCUGGACAGAAACAUGGAAGCCAAUUGCAAGACAGCCUGGAGCAGCAAAGGCCAAUCAGAAACAAGACACAGUCACAUCAGCCAAUCAAAGACAAGACAGGGUUACGUCAGCCAGUCAAAGACAAGAACAAAAUGGUGAUUAGGGGUGUGACUUUCUAUAAGGCAGAGGGAGGCAGUGAAAACGAGGAAGAGGAGGAGGAGGAGGAGGAGGAGGAGAAUGGAAAAGGGCAAAAUACUACUCUGAAUUCAAACGCUGGAGUGAAUUUAUUGAUCUCCGACCACCUUCCUCCCACUGUGACUCCUCUCAUCAAGAUCCCAGGACCUUCCUCCACUCUUAACCCAAAACUAGACACCAAAGUCCCACUGGACAGAGCGAGUCUACCCUUACCCACUCAGCAACCAGCCACUUCCCCAGCCACCAGCACCCAAACCUCAGCCAAGAUUAACCCAACCACAACCACCAUUACACCAACAAUUACCACACCAAACUCAACUGUACAACCAACCACAACCAAACUGACGACCACCACUAGACAAACUACUAGUACAACACCAAAUUUGACGAGACCAACUACUACCACUACUAUUCAAGCCACCAAUACACUCACUCAGCCCAACACUUCACCUUUGGGUGCCAGUAUCAGUCUACCUGUUGAUGCCCCUGGCACAUCAACAGCAGCUUACCUACCUUCCAGAAGUCGGCUCAGCUGGACGGAAAGUCCGGAAGACCAACCAGCAGCUACCAAAAAGCCUGUGGUGUCAGUGUGUAAGGACACAGUAGCCAGCAUCUCAGAACCAGUCCAGCAGAACUCCUUCGGCCAUGGUGAUGGAGCCUGGAUGAAAGAUGCCCGCGGCCAUGGCAACGUCAUCUACCUUACCAAUGGUCACUAUGGUAACAACCUCCUGGAGUUCCGAGACAUGGACACCUUAAAGUCAGGUCAGGCAAGUAACUCAUACAAACUGCCCUACAGCUUCACUGGGACUGGCCAUGUUGUGUUUAAUGGGGCUUUGUACUACAACCGUGCCUUCAGCAGGGACAUUAUCAAAUACGACCUGAGGCACAGAUACGUGGCUGCCUGGACGACACUGCAUGAUGCAAUAUUGGAGGAGCAAGGUCACAGGACACAAACCGAGGUAGAGUUCGCUGUGGAUGAGUCUGGCUUAUGGCUGCUUUACCCGGCUCUGGACACAGAGGGCUUCCAUCAGGAAGUAAUCCUCCUCACCCAGCUCCGUCCCCGAGACCUUCAGUCAAUCCGAAGCUUCCGCACAGGCCUCCGGCGCGGUCGUUAUGGCAACAGCUUCCUGGUUUGCGGUGUGCUGUAUGCGGUGGACAGCAUGGAGCGGUUCUAUGCCAAUGUGACAUAUGCGUUCGACACACACACACUCACACAUACUGUACCGACACUGGCCUUCACAAACAUGCACAUGCACACAUCACAGUUGACCUACUGCCCUCUGGACAAGAAACUGUAUGCAUGGGACAAUGGACAUCAGAUGACCUAUAAUGUCAUCUUUGCUUAUUAG
Molecule: messenger RNA, 2355 nt
Organism: Myripristis murdjan (pinecone soldierfish)
Lineage: Eukaryota; Metazoa; Chordata; Actinopteri; Holocentriformes; Holocentridae
Gene: olfml2bb
Product: olfactomedin-like 2Bb
Exons: 9
Coding region: 1-2355 (784 amino acids)
Biological process (GO): signal transduction
Source: RefSeq, a predicted model, not a curated record